This is a messenger RNA of Rana temporaria (common frog), 2655 nucleotides long. RefSeq names its product NEDD4 binding protein 1 (gene N4BP1). The transcript is spliced from 8 exons. Gene Ontology annotation, cellular component: PML body; nucleus. Lineage: Eukaryota; Metazoa; Chordata; Amphibia; Anura; Ranidae. The coding region runs from base 182 to 2635 and encodes 817 amino acids. The record is from RefSeq and is a predicted model, not a curated record. Gene Ontology annotation, biological process: negative regulation of proteasomal ubiquitin-dependent protein catabolic process; negative regulation of protein ubiquitination.
GGGGAGAUCAGAGUGUGGCUGUGCGUUCCAAGCCUCGUUCUGGGAGAAACGGCCAGCCUCGUUUAUUAGGAGUACGCGGAAGAUGACAGAAGUGUAAGAGGCGCGGAGAGGAUUCCCGGGGAAUUACAAACGGUCUGCAGCACCCAAGAUGAAAAGUCUUCCUGGAUGAGCAAGGACAGGGAUGGCCAGAGUCCCGGGAACAAACAAGGAAGACAAUGACCCCCCCACAGAGGUGGUGGACGAGUUCACCUUCCCUGGAAAUCAACAACUGCUGAAGGACAGCCAAGCCCAAGUGAAGAUUCUGUUCCCGGUGGUGUUUACAGUAUUACAGUCCUUGGAAAAUGUCGGCUACGACCACCAAGCGGGGCAGAAGGUGCCGGGGAGAAUAUGGGUGCAGCUUAAAGGCAACCAGGAGGCCGUGCACAAAGCUAAGGAAUACAUCACAGGGCUCAGCGACCCGGAAAUGGUCGCGAUGGAGACCUACCCGAAGGAGAUGCACUGCAUUUUUGUCGGAGCCCACAGGUUCUUCCUUCACGCGCUCAUCAGGGACAGUUGUGCCAGCAUCACCGUACUGGAAAUCGGAGUCCUGGCGCUCAAAGGGGGAACAGAACCGGUAGUGAUGACCCAGAGCAAAGUGCAGCAGUUUGUCAACAUUUUCAGAGGUAAUAUAAGCGUGGCCCCCAACAAAGAGCCAGAGGUGAAAAAAAAGUUUAAAGUUUUUGUUGAGGCUCACGCCGAUAAAUAUACGAUGGACUUGCUGCUGCUGCCCAGCGCGUUGAAGGAGGAGCUUCUGGUCCUGUUGGCGAACGACAACUAUUUGGUUGCACAGGAUGACUUUGAUCUCGAGAUAAGCGUUGUGAACGCUGGCGCUAACGAUCGGCAACCUGGUAGCCCAGAUGAGGCUAGAACUAAGACCCCCGUGACUGAGCUAAGCUGUCAGCUGGACUCUUUAUUUCCGGGCGUCCCUCAGUCAAACCAAUCCUGCUGCUCCACUCAACAAGAGCGAUUAAACAUAAAAAGGCGAGGCUCCGAGAAAGAAAACGAAUGCAGGAAGAAACAUUUUUCCUUGGAAAGCGUUCAAGCAGAUGGGUCAGUCAUCAGUAUAGAAGACGACUCCGACGUCCCAGUCAUCGAACUCGAUUCAACCAAUUCGGAGGACCCAGACCCAGACAUCAUACUGUUGGACACAGACCCCAUCAGCGCAGAAAAAGAACAUCGAAUCCUUGUUAAUUUUUUUAAGACUAUGGGAUAUCCCCAGGCGGUGGUUGAGAAGGUUAUCCAUGACCUCGGACAGUCAGAGGAGCCCCUGAAACUACUGGAGGAGAUAAUAAAACGCAACGACAGCCAACAGGUAGAAGGCAUCGAGAACGAUCCAACCACCAAAGAACAAUGCGUGCCCAAACCGGCAUCCGCAUCAAGAGCGGAAGUCGCCGUAGUCAAGGCGAAGGUCGCCCCCGCUUCUUCCAACGUACUCUUGCAGAAGCAGUCUGUGUGGAUGGCUAAGGAAGAGUCUAGAACUAAAAGGCUAGAGGCAGAAAGGACUUCAACCAAAAAUGUAGGCUUUGUAGCCAGAGGCACAUCAAGUCCUCCAAUGCCUAAGCGAACCCAAGCUUUCGAUGCCCCAGGACCUUCGAAUAUGCCCCCUGUCAGAAUUGUAAAGGAGUUACCGGUCAUGUCUAACCAUAAGGCUUAUAUGGCCAACCCCUGCAACAAUGAAUCUAGACCUACAGCACAUGAGAGGCAAGCAAAUCCUGAACCAUCCGUAACCGGAGUACAGAGAUUUCUGAAUACUAUUAAAACGCCGUAUAAACUAGAACUGAAAAAUGAAAUGGGGAGAGAAGACCUGAAGCACAUCAUCAUUGAUGGAAGUAAUGUAGCUAUGCGGCACGGUCUGCAGCGCUUCUUCAGCUGUCGAGGAAUUGCCAUAGCGGUGGAGUAUUUUUGGAAGAUCGGCCAUCGGAAGGUCACGGUCUUUGUUCCGCAAUGGAGGACAAAACGGGACCCCAGCAUCACAGAACAGCAUUUUCUACAAGAGCUAGAGGAACUGGGCAUCCUGUCUUUCACCCCUGCCAGGACUGUAUUGGGCUCUCGGAUUGCAUCCCACGAUGACAGAUUCCUCUUGCAUUUGGCCGAGAAAACGAGAGGAAUCAUUGUCACCAAUGACAACCUGCGGGAGUUUGUAGGGGAAUCCACAGCAUGGAUGCAGAUUAUCAAAGAAAGGAUAUUACAAUACACGUUUGUCGGUGACAUUUUCAUGCUUCCUGAUGAUCCACUGGGAAGGUUUGGACCGAAGCUGAAUGACUUUCUCACUGCAUGGCCCGAGCACAGGAACACGUCUGUGAACCUUCCCCCGGACAGCGGAGUGUUUUUUCCCAGCCAGGACUUCUCUCUCGCCAGAAACGCAGCCCAACACAUUCGUUUCCCUGCAAACUUAGUUCCUCCAAGGAUCAAUCCAGCGAUAGCGAACCUACCCGACCCCAGGCCCCCGAGGAGCAAUGACGAGACUUUAUCUCUAAUAGCUGAACUGUCGAAAAUAUUUCCUGAGAAAGAGCAAAUCGAGAAAAUCAACCAGGUUUUGCGCGCUCACCCUUAUAUGCGGGAUCUCAACGCUCUGUCCGCCAUGAUCCUUGAUUAAAAUUCUGUAUUUUAUCACCA